UUUUUUUUUUUUAAUAAGUUAACCCCAUUAAUAAAUAAAAAAAAAAGAAAUAAAAUGUCAAGUAAGACAGCUUCUUGGGUGGUACGUGAAUAUAAACUUGUUAUGGUGGGCGGUGGAGGUGUAGGCAAGUCUGCUUUGACAAUUCAGUUCAUUCAAUCCCAUUUUGUUGAUGAAUAUGACCCAACUAUUGAAGAUUCAUACAGAAAACAAUGCGUUAUAGACGAAGAAACUGCACUUUUAGAUGUUUUGGAUACAGCAGGCCAAGAAGAAUAUAGUGCUAUGCGUGAACAAUACAUGAGAAAUGGAGAAGGAUUUUUACUCGUUUAUUCAAUAACAUCACGAAUGUCCUUUGAGGAAAUAGAAACGUUUCAUCAACAAAUUUGUCGAGUCAAGGAUAGAGAUUAUUUCCCCAUGGUAUUGAUUGCUAAUAAAUGCGAUCUUGAAUCAGACCGUCAAGUAUCCAGUCAAGAGGGUAGAGAUUUGGCAAAGAAAUAUGGCUGUCAUUUUGUCGAAGCAUCAGCCAAACUUCGCAUAAACGUGGAUGAAGCGUUUUAUGAAGUUGUACGAAAUAUUCGUCGCUAUAAUAAGGAACAAGACAUGAAUAACAAUAAACAUACAAGCUCCGGUUUCUAUGGCGGCAAUAGUGGCAAUGGCGGCAUGAAUAAAUUUGGUGUUGAUGAUCCUAAUGAUAAUGCUUCAUCAAAAUGCUGUAUAUUGAUGUAAAAUAUUUAUUAUUUUAAUGUAUAUCUUUUUAUUAUUAUUACUAUUAUUA
Messenger RNA from Cokeromyces recurvatus, 772 nucleotides. Its product is annotated as ras-like protein 1. NCBI's taxonomy places the organism in Eukaryota, Fungi, Mucoromycota, Mucoromycetes, Mucorales, Mucoraceae. The record is from RefSeq and is a predicted model, not a curated record. Gene Ontology annotation, biological process: signal transduction. The transcript has 4 exons. Gene Ontology annotation, cellular component: plasma membrane. Gene Ontology annotation, molecular function: GDP binding; GTP binding; GTPase activity. The coding region runs from base 55 to 723 and encodes 222 amino acids.